GGUUCUCCAAUCAUUUAAGAGAACCCUUCCUCCCAGGUCGAUGCAGUCGUAGUCGUGUAAACCUCCAGCUUAAACACACAUUUUAAGCAAGAUUUUUGGCAGUAAAUUUGGAUAAUUACUUCGAAUAAGGUGGGUUACCUAAAUCCAUCAAAGUCUAGCCACCGGACGCCGUGUUUUUCAGUUUUUUUUCACAUUUGCAUCAUGAAACAAAGGCACCGAGAGAGACGGGGUGUGUGCGCAAAUCGGACAGUCUGCUUUGUUCUUUUUGCUGCGUUUUGGAGCUGCGCUUUGGCACAAUUACGAUACUCUGUCUCCGAGGACGUGGAUGAAGGAACUGCUGUUGGAAAUGUGGCAAAGGAUUUGGGUCUUGAAAGGAUCACGCUGAAAGAUCGGGCGAUCCGUGUGGUUUCUGGCGCUGCUGAGCUUCUUUUCAGGAUUAAUGAUGCCGACGGUGUUUUGUAUGCGAACCAAAAGCUUGACCGAGAGGAAAUAUGUGAUCGAAAAAGGGUUUGUGUUAUUGAUGUGAAGAUCGCCCUAGACAACCCGCUGGAAGUCCAUUAUGUGUCCGUGGAGAUUUUGGAUAUAAAUGACCACACGCCGAGCUUUCCUGAUCAUGAAAGAAUAUUGGAGAUCAUCGAAUCUGCUGUGCCGGGAGCGAGAUUCCAGUUAAAAGCUGCGCGCGACGCGGAUAUUGGAUCCUUUUCUGUUCAGCAAUACAAACUAAGUCAAAAUGAGCAUUUUCGUUUAGAAGUUAAAAGUAGUGGUGAUAAUCGUAAAACACCAAUUUUAAUCCUCCAAAAACCGCUGGACAGAGAGACAGCAAAGAGUCACGUUUUACUUUUAACAGCCUUUGAUGGAGGUAAACCUCCGAGAUCCGGAAACAUGACCAUCAUUGUCAACGUUUCUGAUGUGAAUGAUAAUCCUCCAGUUUUUAGUCAGGAUUCAUAUGUUGUUCAUCUGAAAGAAAAUUCUCCUGUUGGAACAACUGUGAUCCAAGUAACUGCAACAGAUUUGGAUGAAGGAUCAAAUGGAGAAGUUGUUUAUUCUUUUGGGAGUGACGUUGAUCCACAAACAAGUGAGUUGUUUCAUCUAAACCCUGAGACUGGUGUUAUUACAGUAGUUGGUGAAAUCGAUUUUGAGGAGAGUGGCAGAUAUGAAAUAAACGUUCAAGCAUCAGAUAAAGGUGCAGCAACACAAGCAGCAGAAAAAACGGUUAUCAUUGAUAUUCUGGAUAUCAAUGAUAACGCUCCAGUGAUUGAAGUAACAUCUUUUUCACGCGCGCUCCCGGAGGAUUCUAAACCAGGCACCACAGUAGCUUUGAUCAGUGUCAGAGACUCUGAUUCUGGUAUCAAUGGAAAAGUUCUGUGCUUCAUAAACCAGAACCUUCCUUUUACAAUAAACCCAUCUUCACAGAAUAACAUGUACUCUCUAGUAACUAAACAAGUUUUAGAUCGUGAACAGCAGACUCAGUAUGAAGUGAUGAUUACAGCUAAAGAUGCAGGAGAACCGUCCUUGUCAUCAGAGAAAAGCAUCACAGUUGUUGUUUCUGAUGUGAAUGAUAACGUCCCCACAUUCUCACAGAAUCCCAUUAACUUCUACAUAAAGGAGAAUAACAGUCCAGGAAAAACAAUUCUCUCAGUUACAGCUCAUGACAGUGAUGACGGCAGCAACGCUCUUAUUUCUUAUUCAAUUUUGAGAGAGAAAGAUGGAGAUAAUCUGUUUACAUCAUUUCUGAAUGUAAACUCAGAAA
Messenger RNA from Oryzias melastigma (Indian medaka), 1750 nucleotides. RefSeq names its product protocadherin alpha-7. Gene Ontology annotation, biological process: homophilic cell-cell adhesion. Gene Ontology annotation, cellular component: plasma membrane. The record is from RefSeq and is a predicted model, not a curated record. Gene Ontology annotation, molecular function: calcium ion binding. NCBI's taxonomy places the organism in Eukaryota, Metazoa, Chordata, Actinopteri, Beloniformes, Adrianichthyidae.